Dichomitus squalens LYAD-421 SS1 is the source of this 1081-nucleotide messenger RNA. RefSeq lists its product as uncharacterized. NCBI's taxonomy places the organism in Eukaryota, Fungi, Basidiomycota, Agaricomycetes, Polyporales, Polyporaceae. Bases 1 to 927 code for a protein of 308 amino acids. The record is from RefSeq and is a predicted model, not a curated record. The transcript has 2 exons.
AUGUCGAAUGAUCAAGAACUACGCAAGCUCCGCCCCAGACGCGGGGCACCGAGUCAUGAAAACGAAGACGCGGCGAAGAAGCCGCAGACCAUCCUUCCCCGACCAUGCCCGUCUACCACCUCACACGGUCCAGAAAAUCGACCCGCGCGUGGACAACAAGGCCGGCCAGAAGCCCCUCGCAAGCCUCCCCGCGCGAAGAGCCGCAGGUCGGUGCUGUACUUGAAGAAGGAGGGAGCGCACGCCGCUAGUGCCAUGACGAUCAGAGAGGGUUUGACUCGCGUCAGAAACAAGCCACUCAAGGACUCCGAGCGGUACAUAGUUGGCAAACAGCAGAUCCACCGGUGCGGGUGCGCCGCGGCAGGGGCAGUCGACGGCGACGCGACGACCCCCAGGUGCAAGUCGUCCUUCCCACUCAUCAGCAUCAAGGCGGCACGGAAGCACUUCCGAGAGGUGCACUACGCAGCCGACGAGAAACAAACAGACCGCAUUGUUCGAUGUCGGUGGAUAGGCUGUACCAAGACCUUGAAAUUUCGCGACACUGGCCGUCACUUCAGCCAGCACUUUGGGGCCUGCUACCGGUGUCCGAAUUAUCCGGCAUGUCGUUGGGGUGGGUCAAUAAGUCGCGCGGAUGCUCUUACACGCCACAUGGAGCGAUGUCCCGUGGAGCGGGAGAAACGCGCUGCCCACUUGCAGGCAGAUGGCCCGAGGGACUUCGAAGUGUCAACGCCUAUGCCAGAGCAGCCCGAAGCUGGGCCUUCUAACCCGCGAAAGCGCUCUCGGAGCUGUGUGCAAGACUUCGAAGAGGAAGAGUACCACGACAACUCUGAGCAGCACUGGGAUCCCAACGACGAGUACGACGAGGACUAUGUGCCGUCGAAGUCGGUGAAGAAGGGCAAACAGCACGCCAGGAAGCGGAGGAGGGACUAGAUGCUUGUUUGUCUUCCUUGGGUACAUCGCUACUGUAUGCCCUUUCUGCCGUCAUUGUGAUCUGUUUCCAUUGUGCUGCAAUCUCCUUCUUACUGGCUCUUGCUGUCUCUACGCUACCGCCAUUGUCCGUUUACUCUCUACGAACACCUAUCGC